AUGGAGGAGCUGCUUAAAAUUCGGAUUUUUACUGCAGAAGAGUUAUUACCGCUCUGGAAUAAUGGUAUUGGUCUUUGCACUUCCUUUGCGACAUAUAUUGCCUCCCGUCUCGAGGAUAGUGAUUGCCCUACCUUGGUUCAAUUCGCUAAGUUCAAUGGAAUACACCGUGCAUGCUUUAGUAGAGACGGGAUUAUUGUCGACUCCUCUACAAAAAAAACUCUCGAAGUCACUGACCAAAAACCCAUCUCCGGCUACCGGGUGCUUGCAAGGGAUGCUGAGUACGUUGUUACCACUGCUGAGGACCCCGUCGACCCUGUCGCUCCUGUCGCCCCCGAGCCUGCAGAGGACAUUGUAGAUGCUGGUUCUCCUUCCAACGUUCCCAGCCCUGCUGGUGUCGGUUCAGCUCCUCCCCCCGUUCCCCGUCGCUCCAAGCGUUCUCACAAGUAA
Trichophyton rubrum CBS 118892 is the source of this 447-nucleotide messenger RNA. RefSeq lists its product as uncharacterized. The record is from RefSeq and is a predicted model, not a curated record. Lineage: Eukaryota; Fungi; Ascomycota; Eurotiomycetes; Onygenales; Arthrodermataceae. Bases 1 to 447 code for a protein of 148 amino acids. The transcript is spliced from 3 exons.